UCAUCUACCAUUCCCAUUAUGUACAUACAUGAUAUGUGUUCAUGGCUCGAAUUUGCAGGAUAGAAAAAAGAAAGAAUCAACUUCACAAAUGUGUCAUCAAUGCCAGAGGCAUGACUACGGAAGAGUUGUGCAGUGUCUAGGCUGCAAAGAUAGGGACUGUCUGAGGAGAUACUGCACGGCGUGCAUGACUCGCUGGUAUCCCCAUUUAACAGAAGACGACUUUGUGAAUAGUUGUCCAUCUUGUCGCAAUAACUGCAACUGCAAGACUUGUCUGCGGAAAAAUAUAAUACAUAAGGUUGACAAGUGGAGAGUAUCUGACAAAGAUACAAUUAAAUAUUCACAUCGGAUUGCACACUAUUUGCUCCCAUGGCUGAAAGACUUGCACCAUGAGCAGGUGAAAGAGAAAUAUGUUGAGGCAGCAACGAAAGGCAUUGAUGCAUGCGAGGUGAAGAUUCCUCUAGCAAACUAUAAAGAAAAUAAGCGCGUAUACUGCUGCUCCCGGGAGCUCCGUGAUGGACUUAGUCCUGGUGCUGCUUCUGCAAGUGGCAUGGUCCUUCCGCAACCUGGGGUAGAAGGCAAGGACAAUUUGCAACAGGGAAGUAAUCAUGAUAACAUUGCAAGUCAAAAGCCUUCUGAUGGACAGAAUGACUUAUUGAUGGAUAGUGCAGUUCCUAUUGAGGAUAGGGCUCCUGAUUUGGGACAAUGGAAGGUAAAUAGCAACGGAAGCAUACCUUGCCCGCCAAAUGCAUUUGGUGGUUGCGGAGAUGAUGUUCUUGAACUUAAGUCAUUGCUGGAGGAGAAUGCUGUUUCUGACUUACUGGAAAAGGCCAAUGUAGUUGUCAAAAAUGAAGGAAUGCUGGAAGUUGGAGGCUCAAAAUGUUCCUGCUUUACUGACUCUGGUGAGAUGAGCAAUGGAACGUCACAGAAACUGGCUUGUAGAGAGAACUCGAGAGACAACUACAUAUAUUGCCCGAAUGCUAGAGAUGUUCAAAAUGAAUCUUUAGAUCAUUUCCAUGAGCACUGGUUGAAGGGUCAGCCUGUUAUUGUUCAUGACGUGCUUAAGUUAACUUCUGGAUUAAGUUGGGAACCAAUGGUUAUGUGGCGGGCUUUACGAGAAAAGAAAGACAAGACUACAGAUGAGCACCUCAAGACUACAGAUGAGCGCCUCACUGUUAACCUUCUUGAGUGCCUCACGUGGUCUGAGGUUAAAAUAAACAUGCACUUCUUUUUUAAUGGGUAUUCCCGUGGAGCUGUUGGUCCAGAGGGUUUGCCCAUGUUACUAAAGCUUGAAAAUUGGCCACAACACAGUUCAUUUGAGGAGCGAUUGCCACGACAUGCUGCUGAAUUCAUGUCUGCUUUGCCAUUUCGUGAAUAUACUGAUUAUAAAUCUGGUCCUCUUAAUCUGGCUGUGAAGCUUCCAAGAGAACUCACAAAGCCAGACCUUGGUCCAAAAACUUGCAUCGCGUAUGGUGUUACCCAGGAAUUGGGAAUUGGUGAUUCCGUCACCAAGCUUCAUUGUGACAUGUCUGAUGCGGUCAGUAUUCUCACACAUACUGACAUAAUAAAGCUCAAAGCACAAAGGAUUACAGCGAUUGAGAAGAAGAAAAAGAGUUUGACCAUAAAGGAAGACAAAAGAAAUCUUCAAGCUUCACAAACAGAUCCUGAUUGUGUUUAUGAGAAGGAUAAUGUGGAUGAUGGUUCCAGCAGUGAAGAUAAAAGUGAAUCUCCAGAUAAUACAGAAGGAACCUCUGAAUCUACUGGUGGUAAAAAACACAGAUGGCGCGGCUGUCAUUCUAACGCAUCAAAGAAAAAAAAGAAAACGGCCACAGAAUAUAAGGUGCACGGAACUUCCAUAUCACUUGAGCCAAAAGACGAUGGUGCCCCAUUUGUAGAGGGUAACCAGCCAGAGGGUGGUGCAUUGUGGGACAUAUUCCGACGGGAAGAUGUCAGCAAACUACAAGAGUAUCUUCUGAAGCACUCAGAGGAGUUUAGGCAUUACAAUUAUGAACCAGUGAAGCAGGUUAUUCAUCCUAUACAUGAUCACUGCUUUUACCUAACAGAUGAGUACAAGAGAAAGCUUAAAGAAGAAUAUGGAGUCGAGCCUUGGACAUUUGAACAGAACCUUGGUGAUGCAGUCUUUAUCCCUGCAGGAUGUCCCCACCAAGUCAGAAAUUUGAAGUCAUGUAUAAAGGUUGCACUUGACUUUGUUUCUCCGGAAAAUAUACAAGAGUGCAUCAGGCUGACAGAAGAAUUCCGUCUGCUUCCAAAAGGGCAUAGGGUGAAUGAAGAUAAGCAAGAGAUUAAGAAGAUAGCUUUUCAUGCAAUCAAACAAGCCAUUGAGGAUAUCACCAAAAAGGGUGGCGAGGAAAGCAGCGAUGAUGAAGUGGAAGAUCAACCUGGUCCAAGUGAACAUGCAGAGAUGGAAGAGGAUUUAAAACAAGCAGCUCAAGCCAUGUCCGAAGCUGAGGAUGAACCUGCAGAGAUGGAGGAGCACCAAGAAAGAUCAUCUGAGGACAUAUCUGAAGUUGAAGGUGAACCUGCAGAAAUAAAAGGGCACCAAAAACAAACAGCUCAAGCCAUGUCUGACGAUGAAGUGGAACCUGCAGAACUGGAGGGGCCCCAAGGAAAGUCAGCUCAGUAUUUGUCUAAAGUUAAAGGUGGAUCUUCAGAAAUGGAGGAGCACAAAGAACAAUCACCUCAGGAAAUGUCUGAAACUAAAGAUGGACCCACAGAACUGGAGGAGCACGGAGAACAAUCAGCUCAGGAUAUGUGUGAACUUGAAGAUGGAGCUCUAGAAAUGGAGGAACACCAAGAACAACCAGCUGGUGACAUGCCUGAAGCUAAAGAUGAACUAAUAGAGAUUGAGGGGCACCAAGAGCAACCAAGCGAUGAAGUUCAAGAUAAACCUGAUCCAAGCGAAUUGGCAGAAACGGAAGAGCACCAAGAACAAGUAUCUCAGGACAUGUUUGGAGAUAAAGGUGAACCUGGAGAAAUUGAAGAGUGCCAAGACCAAUCUGCUGGAGCCAUGUUAGAGUUUGAAGAUGGAUCCGCAGAGAUGGAGGAGCACCAAGAAAAAAAAGCUCAGGAGAUUUCUGAAGUUGAAGAGAUAGAAGAGGAUAAAAAACAAUCAGCUCAAAUCAUGUCCGAAGCUGAAGAUGAACCUGCAGAGAUGGAGGAGAACCAAGAAAGAUCAUCCCAGGACAUAUCUGAAGUUGAAGGUGAACCUGCAGAAACAGAGGAGCACCAAAAACGAGCAGCUCAAGCCAUGUCUGAUGAUGAAGUGGAACUUGCAGAACUGGAGGGGCCCCAAGGAAAGUCAGAUCAGGAUUUUUCUAAAGUUAAAGGUGGAUCUUCAGAAAUGGAGGAGCACAAAGAACAAUCACCUCAGGAAAUGUCUGAAGCUAAAGAUGAACUGGCAGAACUGGAGGAGCACCAAGAACAAUCAGCUCAGGAUAUGUGUGAACUUGAAGAUGGACCUCUAGAAAUGGAGGAACACCAAGGUGGCAUGCCUGAAGCUAAAGAUGAACUGGUAGAGAUUGAGGGGCACCAAGAGCAACCAAGCGAUGAAGUUCAAGAUAAAUCUGAUCCAAGCGAAUUGGCAGAAACGGAAGAGCACCAAGAACAACUAUAUCAGGACAUGUCUGGAGAUAACAGUGAACCUGGAGAAAUUGAAGAGUGCCAAGACCAAUCUGCUGAAGCCAUGUUAGAGGUUGAAGAUGGAUCCACAGAGAUGGAGGAGCACCAAGAAAAAAAAGCUCAGGAGAUUUCUGAAGUUGAAGGUGAACCUGCAGAAACAGAAGAGCAGCAAACACAAGCAGCUCAAGUCACUGUCGAUGUUGAAGUUGAACCUGCAGAAAUGGCGGAACCCCAAGAAAAAUCAUCUCAGGACAUGUCUAAAGUUAAGGAUGGAUCUGCACAAAUGGAGGAGCACAAAGAGGAAUCAGCUCAGAACAUGUCUGAAGCCAGAGAUGGACCUGCAGAAAUGUCAGCUGAGGAUCCAGGUGAAGUUAAAAAUGGACCUGUAGAAAUGGAGGUGCGCAGUAAAAAACCAUCAGUACUCAGAAAGAAAAGAGCAACCAUACGCAAGGUAAAGGGAGCUCCUGAAACAAUAGCCAAAAAGAAAGCAGUAGCAAAAGUUGCACGUGGGAAGACUGAUGUCUCAAACUCGUCAACAAAGCGAAAUGCCUCUGCUGCCUCCAUUGCUAUGCUUAGACGUCUAACCAAGAGAACAAGGGCUAACAAUGCAGAUUCUGAAACUGUACUUAUAUUACCAGUUCCUCUUCAAGUCAUUACUGAAGAAGCAGAAAUCGCAUUUGCAUCAGCUGCCAAGAAGAAGAAAGAGGAACUUCUCUCUGAAGCACCUAAUGCAACCGAAAACAUUGUUGCUGAAGAAUCAGAAUCUCCACGUGUUAAUGAGCUAGCAAUUGUUGAAGAAACAGUGAUUCCAUCAUUUGAAGUGCCAGAAUCUAAUGAAACUGCUCAUCCAAAGCCUGCAAAUGACAAAGCUGAGGAAUCAACUCCAGAGACAAAGGAUCAGUUUGUAGCACCAGAAGGUCCUGUUGCUUCACCUCCACUACAUGUCCCAUCUGAAGAACGUGAAAACACUACUCCACUGACCACAGAUAAUAACGAAGCAGCUUCAGUCAACUCUCAACUUCUUCUACAAAUUCUUGCAAAUCAACAGAAGAUUUUGAAGAAUCAGGCUGAUCAAGCUGCUAAAAUUGAAGAACAUUCUAAAUCUAUCAGGCAGUUUCGUCGUGUUUUGAACAAACUUGUCAUUCCUAACAAUCAAGCCACAAGUUCGCAAGUCUCCUCCACCAGCUCCUGAUGUUUCACGUUCUGUGCCUUCAUCACCAAGUAUUGAGGGUGGGUGAGAAGUUGCG
This is a messenger RNA of Lolium rigidum, 4883 nucleotides long. RefSeq lists its product as uncharacterized. Lineage: Eukaryota; Viridiplantae; Streptophyta; Magnoliopsida; Poales; Poaceae. Gene Ontology annotation, molecular function: histone H3K9 demethylase activity; chromatin DNA binding; transcription coregulator activity. The coding region runs from base 29 to 4828 and encodes 1599 amino acids. Gene Ontology annotation, biological process: regulation of transcription by RNA polymerase II. The record is from RefSeq and is a predicted model, not a curated record. The transcript has 13 exons. Gene Ontology annotation, cellular component: chromatin; histone deacetylase complex.